Mya arenaria is the source of this 6695-nucleotide messenger RNA. RefSeq names its product mothers against decapentaplegic homolog 3-like. The transcript is spliced from 9 exons. Gene Ontology annotation, molecular function: I-SMAD binding; DNA-binding transcription factor activity, RNA polymerase II-specific; RNA polymerase II cis-regulatory region sequence-specific DNA binding. The record is from RefSeq and is a predicted model, not a curated record. Bases 151 to 1431 code for a protein of 426 amino acids. Gene Ontology annotation, cellular component: heteromeric SMAD protein complex. Gene Ontology annotation, biological process: BMP signaling pathway; anatomical structure morphogenesis; cell differentiation. Lineage: Eukaryota; Metazoa; Mollusca; Bivalvia; Myida; Myidae.
UGUUAUGGCGGAUUUAGACAUUUCAUAAAAAUUCAGUUUUCGAUGAAAUAUUGCAUCGUUUCUUUUUUGAAGCGUUUUAUAAACAUUGCCCAUGGUUAGCAAUAAGCUAUAAAAGUCCUUAUAUCGUCUCACUAACGAAACGUCAGAAAAAUGACGUCCUUUUCGCCAUUUACCCCACCAGUUGUGAAGAGGUUGCUCAGUCACAAGAAAGGCGAUUCUGACCGAGAAGAUAAAUGGUCUGAAAAGGCGGUUAAAAGCCUAGUUAAGAAGCUGAAAAAGUCUGGUGGCCUUGAUGAAUUGGAAAAGUCCAUAACUAAUCAGGACGCCACAACAAAAUGCAUUACUAUUCCUCGGUCGCUGGAUGGUCGUCUGCAGGUAUCCCAACGGAAGGGCCUCCCUCACGUGAUCUACUGUCGUCUGUGGCGGUGGCCGGACCUCCAGUCCCACCAGGAGUUGCGGGCCAUAGAGUCGUGUGAGUACGCCUACGCCCUGAAGCGGGAGGAGGUGUGUGUGAACCCGUACCACUACAACCGUGUAGAGAUUCCUGAAGGAUUCGAGGCCGACACUGGCAAUAUGAUGACUCUGCCCCCUGUCAUGGUACCCAGAUCCACAGAGAUCCCGAAUAAACUCCCGGAACUCGAGAAUUACGCCACCACAGUGCCAGAGAACACAGACUUCCCAACAGGACUGGGUGAAAACUUUUCUAUACCAGACACGCCCCCACCUGGCUACAUAAGCGAGGAUGGAGACAAUACAGACAAUCAAGGUGAUAUGGACAUGUCCCCCAGCCCCUCCAAUCAGAAUCAAAUGGACGCCCAGCCUGUCACGUACAAAGAACCCACGUAUUGGUGCUCUAUAGCAUACUAUGAGCUGAACACACGAGUAGGAGAAACAUUUCACGCCUCCCAACCCUCGCUGACAGUGGAUGGGUUUACUGACCCCUCAAACAGCGAACGCUUCUGUCUCGGCUUGCUGUCAAAUAUUAACAGAACACAACAGGUCGAAAUGACGCGGAGACAUAUUGGUAAAGGUGUUCGUCUGUACUACAUCGGAGGUGAGGUGUUCGCGGAAUGUCUUAGCGAGAGUGCAGUGUUUGUACAGAGCCCCAACUGUAACCAGCGAUAUGGCUGGCAUCCUGCAACAGUGUGCAAAAUACCCCCAGGCUGUAACUUGAAGAUCUUCAACAACCAGGAGUUUGCAGCCCUUCUUGCCCAGUCAGUUAACCAGGGCUUCGAGUCUGUGUACCAGCUGACCAGGAUGUGUACCAUACGCAUGAGCUUCGUCAAGGGGUGGGGAGCCGAGUAUAGGCGUCAGACAGUCACAAGUACUCCGUGUUGGAUAGAAAUUCACCUGAACGGCCCUCUACAGUGGCUGGAUCGAGUACUUACACAGAUGGGCUCUCCAGGGUUGCCAUGCUCUAGCAUGUCAUAACUAUUAUAAACAUGAUAAAAGUGGUUAACCGGGUCUGUGGGAAAACCCACUGUACAUUAUUUGAUUGACUUCUGGUGAAAACUUGAGUUACAGACUUAAUCAAGUGUGAAGCCGGGUUGGUGGGAUUCUGCCCAUCGUAUUUGAUAAACUUAUUGUUAAAACUUGAGUUACAAAGCUAACCAAGUGGUAUCCUGGACUGGUCAGAUUCUCCUCACUGUAUUUGAUCGACUUCUUGUGAAAACUCUACUUCCCUUGAGUAGUACACCAAAUGGUGUACUGGUGUACUGGUGUACUGGUGUACUGGUGUACUGGUGUACUGGUCAUGUGAAAAACACCUCCACUGGAAACUGUUGUCUACAUUUGAAACCCUGGGUUGUAGCCUGUGACAGUCACGAUCCAGUUUUAGGUCCAGUGGCAAAUCUUAUCUAGUGUGAAGACAGACUAAUUGUUGGCAUUUAAGGCUGGUAUUCAUACAGCACGUUCAGUUCAACUCAAUGUCAAUGUAUAUUCAGCUCCUGUUAUUACACAAACUGUUUAACAACAGGAAAUGUGUAGGGAGUUGAAAGGAGAUAAGAACUUUGUUUUGGUUCAAUCCCUUUAGAUGUUUGAAGGGAAAAUGAAAUGAGGAUAAUACUCCAAGACAGCUAAAUAGGAGUUGCAUUGUCACAUAAGGUCCCAAAAUAUUGUUUCAUGAAACUCCAACAGUAAUGCUCCUACACUCAUGAUUUAACUUUACAGGUAUGUUAGUUUGGGCUGAUGUGCAACUGAACUUUUUGUCACAUACGACUUGGGCAAAAAAAGACAUGGCCCUAAACUCAGUAAAAAAUAUCAUAGAUUAGCAUGGGCGAUUGUGCACCUGCCAUUGUUGGGAAAUAUAUCUAGCAAGAAUUCUGGCACUGUAAUUAGUUAAAAAUGGUAUGAUGAAUCUUGCGUGGCAUGUAGAUCCCAUCAUACCAUUAUUGCAUCUAUACUCGUGAAGCAUCAUAGUAAUUUUGGUCAUCAUAGACUUUAUGUGCACCUGCAAAUGUUUCACUGCUUCACUUCUUAACUCCACAACGCCACAUUUCUGUGUCAGGGGGCAUCUGAGGGGAUCCAUCACGACUCUGACAACUCAAGUUUACAUAACUAUGUUGGCGCUAGGAAAGUGUAGGCCACUAUUUCAAUUGAAGCAGAACAUCUGUCAAUUUGAGAUAAUGAAAAGAUGAAAAUGAGUUUUUUAGCUACAUGUACUGGCUAUUUUUAAUACUGUUGAAGCCUACAUGGCUUCUAAACUAAUUAUUACUGAACUUGUUUUAUGAAUAUCAGCUCUUACGGUAGUGUUACCAUGCCAGGAAUGAUCAUGUACUGCAUGUGUCAAACCACUGCUACACAACAUUUGUUAUCUCUUUAUUGAUGUAUUGAAUUGGACUCAGUACCUCGUGUAGAACCGUGUCUUUUGCUGAAAUAUAUACUUUUAAAACUGCGUUUAAAGUAUAGGAUACACUGAUACCAUUUUUGAUGAAUUAUAUUUUUACGACAAGUUUAGUGCUAGUAUUGUUGAAAUGGAAAUGCUACAUGUAUAUUAAUGAGCAUUUUGAAGUCACCAUUUAUGAUGGAUUGAAAACUCUAUUUUACAACCCCCUAGUUUAAUGAUUUUCCCCCAUUAAAAUGUGAUUUUUUAAGAACAUUUAUAACUAAAUAAAUAAAUGUAUGAGGGAAAAGAAAAAGUUUUUUCAUUAGCAUCAAUUUUGAUAUGGGGAGUUAUUAACUUUUUUUUUUUCUAGUUUUUGACCAUGGCCCGUAACACAUCAGCAAGAGAUAACCAAAAUAAUGUUUGUAUUCCAUUCCCUCACCUUCCCUCAUUGUUUGCAACCAUGCAUAUUUUUUUAUUGAUGCCAGAUAAUAAAAAAAAAAAACAUUAUUUUUUUAUUCUUUAGAAUAUAUUUUUGGUGUUGACACGUAAAUGAAUUGUUUUUAAAUAGUAUUUAGUUUUCUUUGAACAAUACAAAUUGGAGAUAGUCCUAACUCUGAAAUUGAACAUCAUCAUAACCCGUGGAAUCUAAAAUAACAAUCCUGACCCUCCUUCCCUGCUUUUUUACCAGUAAAAUAGGAAAUGAACAUUUUAUUUUUGCCUAAUGAUUAUACCAGUAUAUUGAGUUCUUUCAUAUGUGUUUACAUGUUCAACCAUUGUUCCUGAUGGUUUUUAGUUUUACUAUAGUUUUAUUUAGAUUAUCAAAGUUCAGUUAUUUGUUUAUUUUGCAUAUGAAGUAUAAUUAGAGUUUAGAAGGAACGGCAGUAAAUAUGUAAUAUGUUACUGAAAGGAUGUUACGUUUCUCGUUAUGUUAUUUCUAAUUGGGCCUACAUUUUACAUGUUUCUUUGUUGACAUUUGGGAAGAAAUAGUUUGUAUUAUUAGCUGUUGAAAACAUUCGUAUUGAAUAUGCCUUUAUCUGUCUCAAAGAAAUGUUACAAUGGUUGAAAAAAAAAAGAUUUUAACAUGUACUAUUUUCAUAUUAGGAUCGAUGUAUGAAAACAUUAAGCAAGUGUACUUGUACCUGUCAUUUUGGAAUUCAUAAACUAUGUACUCACCAAAUUAUACACAAAUGAACUCCAAUAGAAAAAGACAUGGAAAGCAGUAACAUUUCUGUAAAUUGUGGAUAAAAUACUUGUUAAAGAUAAAACAUGAUCAAAACUUCAUAUCAGAGAUCUAUUGAUAAAAAAAUGGACUGAAAAUGCUUUAUUUUGUUGAAAAGUGUUCAAAACGCUACUAAAAAUUAAAUUAUUUCAGCUUUGGCUUAAUAAGAUUCUGUUAAAUUUUCUGAGAAUCUGCCAGUUGCUUUUUAUUCUACACAUAAAAUAUGUGAGUGUGUUCCUAAAUGAACUGGAUAGAGGCAUUUAACUUGGUGAAACAACUUGAGCUUUUGUCAUGGAGACAAACUUUGACUUUGUGUUUUGUAAUGUAUCAGUAUUACUUCUGUAUUAUUAUCUAUGAAUAUUGGAACAACAUAUGUAUACAUUUCAUAGCCCUAGUGUUGCAAUGAGGCUGUGUGGAGCAUGUGAAAUGUAGGCCCAAGUAUUUGUUCACAAUCAUGAAAUGAUUGCUUUAUAUGUCCAUAUGUGAUCACUCAAACAUUAUUGUUUCAUAAUAACAAUUCUCAUAUACAUUUCACUCCGAUUGUUUGCAUAUUUUAUAUUAACUUAAGUCUAGCAUAAAACAAUAAUAUCAGAAGUGACCAGUUUGCACAAUUUAUAAAGUUUAUAUGGACAUUUUAAAUAAUAAUUGUGUUAAGGAAUUUGAACUUCCUAGUUUAGAGUAAGGAUAUAUUGUCAAAGCCCAUGUGUUUUUGGUGUGAAAAUUAGCCAAAAAGGACUCGGCCAUAUCGAAACAAGUUACAGUAUUUGCAGAGUUUAACCUUGAUUCACUCAAGAACCCAGAUACCAGUGCAACCAUAUGACAAGUGCACGGGCCUCCUUCUUAGUAUCAGUUAAAUUGACUUGACAACGAACCACCCUGAUAUAAAUAUUCAUAACUGUUUAAACUCUUUAAUUUACAUGAUUGUGAAGAAAAUUAUAUUGAUGCUGUGUUGUUGGGGGAAACUUGAGUGCCUGGCUUGGUAACCACCAAUCAAGCUCACAUAUGCCCAAAACUGUUAAACCAUUGGGAAGAUGUACUAGAAACAGCUCACAUAUGCCCAAAACUGUUAAACCAUUGGGAAGAUGUACUAGAAACAGCUCACAUAUGCCCAUAACUGUUAAACCAUUGGGAAGAUGUACUAGUAACAGCUCACAUAUGCCCAUAACUGUUAAACCAUUGGGAAGAUGUACUAGUAACAGCUCACAUAUGCCCAUAACUGUUAAACCAUUGGGAAGAUGUACUAGUAACAGCUCACAUAUGCCCAUAACUGUUAAACCAUUUGGAAGAUGUACUAGAAACAGCUCACAUAUGCCCAUAACUGUUAAACCAUUGGGAAGAUGUACUAGUAACAGCUCACAUAUGCCCAUAACUGUUAAACCAUUGGGAAGAUGUACUAGUAACAGCUCACAUAUGCCCAAAACUGUUAAACCAUUGGGAAGAUGUACUAGUAACAGCUCACAUAUGCCCAUAACUGUUAAACCAUUGGGAAGAUGUACUAGAAACAGCUCACAUAUGCCCAAAACUGUUAAACCAUUGGGAAGAUGUACUAGUAACAGCUCACAUAUGCCCAUAACUGUUAAACCAUUGGGAAGACGUACUAGUCACAUAUGCCCAUAACUGUUAAACCAUUGGGAAGACGUACUAGUCACAUAUGCCCAUAACUGUUAAACCAUUGGGAAGAUGUACUAGUCACAUAUGCCCAUAACUGUUAAACCAUUGGGAAGACGUACUAGUCACAUAUGCCCAUAACUGUUAAACCAUUGGGAAGACGUACUAGUCACAUAUGCCCAUAACUGUUGGAAAGAUGUACUAGUCACAUAUGCCCAUAACUGUUGGGAAGAUGUACUAGUCACAUAUGCCCAUAACUGUUGGGAAGAUGUACUAGUCACAUAUGCCCAUAACUGUUGGGAAGAUGUACUAGUCACAUAUGCCCAUAACUGUUGGGAAGAUGUACUAGUCACAUAUGCCCAUAACUGUUGGGAAGAUGUACUAGUCACAUAUGCCCAUAACUGUUGGGAAGAUGUACUAGUCACAUAUGCCCAUAACUGUUGGGAAGAUGUACUAGUCACAUGAUGUACAAGCACACUAGCUUGGUUUCAAGGUAUUCUUUUGUUAUACAAAGUUGGCAAUUAUCCUGGGUGGUCGUUACCAUAUUCAAGCGUCAUAUCAAUUUGCAUACUUCCACUUCAUGUUAUGUUGAUCCAGUUUUAAGUAAGUUGAUGCAUUGUGCACUUGUUAUAUCUGAUGUGUUCCAUACUGGGAUGAUGUUUUCCCUUUAAUUCUUAACCGACAAGUCUAGUACAUGUUUCGAAUGAUCUUUUCAAUACUAAAAUUAUGAAAGACAGCAAUAUUCAAGUGUUAUCAAACUGCAACUGUAAAACAUUGGUUUUGAAGAAGUUGUUUGUUAUUUCAAAAACUUUGCAGGUAUUUUAGUGUAACAAAUCUCAUGGUCACAGAAAUGGUUAUAAAUUAAAAUCAGAAAUAAUGCGUUUCUGAGUAUCAUCUGAAAUUUAAUCUCAGUUUAGUUUUGUUAUGAUUGCCUAUUUACCCGAAACUCUGAUGGUUAUUUUUACUGUAUUAUAACCUUGAUAAUGUAUAUAUGUGAUACUAGCAUAUGUUUGUGCUGAAUAAAUACAUUUGUCGCUUUAUAAA